ACUUCCUGGUUUCAUCAACACACUUCCAUUCUGCAGAAUGAGGCCGUGCGUCGUGCUUCUCUUUGUCGUUUCUCUGCUGACUUUAUGUGAAGCACAAGGAACCAUUGAGACUCCUGUGUUUGUGCUGAAGGGACGUGAUCUGCUCCUGGAGCUUCAUGCUGAUCUUCCUGAGAAGUUUUCAUUUGUUGACUGGAAAAUCAAUAAAACAGUCGAUUUAGUAAGAAUCGAAUCUAGUGGGGAACCAAAUGUCUUUAAAGAUUUCACUGGAAGGCUUGAGUUUCCAGAUAAACACUUCUCUGUAAUAUUGAAGAAUCUACAAGAGGCCGACAGUGGAGUUUAUUCUGCUGAAGCAGUAACACCUACAGAAGACAAACCACUGACUGAAUACAAGGUCACAGUUCAAGGACCAGUGUCUCCAGUUAAACAGAUUGUGGACCGAGUGGACUCCAGCAUCUCAGAGUCAUGUGACCUCCAUGUGACCUGUAGGACUCACAACUCUCACAUCAACAGCACUUUCAGAUGUGUCGACCAGAACUGCAGUCAGGAGGGAGGAGAGCGACCAGAGGUCACGACCUCUGGGGCUUCUCUCCAGGUCUACCUGUUGAACAGCACCAUCAUCUGUAACCAUAGCAACCAGGUUAACUGGACCCAGGCCUUCAAUACGACUGAACAUUUUUGCUCCUCAAAUGCUUCUCCCUUUCACUAUGGCUGGGUUCCUGCUAUCUGCACUGUCACUCUCGUCAUAACUGCAGCUCUACAUGUCUAAGGAGAAGAAUCAGAAGUAACCUCAGCCCCUUCAGAAUAGGAGCCUCCCACGCAAUCCCCCCCCCCCCCGCUGGAUCGAGCCUCUACGCUACGAUGAUGAAGCCAGGUCCUCCAACGAUUCACAUCACAAUUGGAGAUAUUAGUAAUUACAUCUUUUACAUUUAAGAUCCACAUAUAAAAAGUAAUAAAUACGUUGACAUUGUUGUCCUGUACCUUUGGUACCUGGUUUAAUUCUUCAUGUCACCUUUCAUCUGAUCAUUUCCUAAAGAGAGGAUUUUCACUUUAGACUUUUAAGGCAUCACCUGAUUGGUGAGAUUUAUUUGAUGCAGGAUGCUUCUGUUAUAUAUUUUUAUUUCUUCUAGUUUUUUAGAUGAAAGGAAUCAAAUAUUUUUCAUUUGUGACAAAUAUGGGACACAACACAUUUUUUCCUAAAUGUUUUUCCAUAAUAUAUUUAGUCAUCAUUUAGUGUUCCAAAUGUCUUUAAUAUAAUAACGACACAUUCUUUGGUAAAAACCCAAACUACACCAGAGAGGACCACGUGACUUUUUAAUUACCUUUUAAUCACUGAAACACAAGACAAGUAUGAAGCUUUAACAAGUUCAAAGUUUCCACCCAAAACAAAACGUGCAGAACAGAAUUAUUUAUGCACUUUUAUACGGUGUAUUUUUUAGGUUAUUUGCUUACAUAAAGUGGGUCUUGAUUAUACCUUACACACAUAUAUGUAUUAUAUUUUUUUGUACAACAUCCACCAAAAACAUAUUUACAUGGUCAUUUCUUUUCAAUCAUUUUAUUUACAACGUGAAAACAGUGACAUUCUGUUUAAUCAAUGGAUGCUCAGUGUUUGUUAACAAUGUUAACAUUAAUUUUUUUCUUGCCGAAAUGCAUCUUUCAAUGUCUUUUCUUCACCAGAAAAUG
This is a messenger RNA of Pungitius pungitius (ninespine stickleback), 1680 nucleotides long. Its product is annotated as SLAM family member 7-like. The record is from RefSeq and is a predicted model, not a curated record. The coding region runs from base 38 to 766 and encodes 242 amino acids. NCBI's taxonomy places the organism in Eukaryota, Metazoa, Chordata, Actinopteri, Perciformes, Gasterosteidae. The transcript is spliced from 5 exons.